CUCACUGAUGUUUUUCAAGUUCAAAACAUGGUGACAUGUGAACUGGUGUGAACUGGCCCGGUCAAAAUAAAAUAUUUUUUAAAGAAAUAAUGGGCGAUUCGGGAAAAGGCGGUGGUACACACCGUGGCAAAGACUUCGUUUAUCCUGUUAAACCGAUUGAAGAUAAAUGGAAGCUAGUCCCUGCAUUUUUAAACGUUAAAGGACUUGUACGACAACACAUUGAUUCGUUCAAUUAUUUCAUUGGCGUUGAAAUUAAAAAGAUUGUGAAGGCGAACGAGAAAGUAUUGAGUGAUGCAGACCCCAUGUUUUAUUUAAAAUAUAUGAACAUUUAUGUUGGAAUGCCUGACAUUGAAGAGGGCUUCAAUAUAACAAGGUCAACAACACCGCACGAGUGUCGCCUCAGGGAUCUGACGUAUUCCGCCCCGAUCACUGUAGAUAUUGAAUACACAAGAGGUAGCACAAGAGUCUCGAGGAGCAAUCUUAUCAUCGGAAGAAUGCCGAUUAUGCUGCGAAGUUCAAACUGUGUCUUAUCGAAUAAAUCGGAAUACGAGCUUUCAAAAAUGAACGAGUGCCCGCAUGAUCCAGGCGGUUAUUUCAUCGUCAGAGGAACCGAAAAGGUCAUUUUGAUCCAAGAACAAUUAUCAAGGAAUAGAAUGAUAAUUGAAGAGGAUAGAAAUGGCAGUGUAUGCUGCCAGGUCACUAGUAGCACUCAUGACAAAAAAUCAAGGACUUUAGUUAUUGUGAAAAGAGGAAAAUAUUAUUUAAAACACAAUUCUCUUCAAGACGAAAUCCCAAUUACGAUUAUUUUCAAAGGCAUGGGAUUCUGCUCUGAUCAGCACAUAAUGCAAAUGAUAGGAAUAGAACAGGAUAUUCUACUUAAAUUUGCACCCUCGCUUGAAGAAUGUUACACCGCUGGAGUUUUUACGCAAGAACAAGCGCUAAGUUACAUUGGGAAAAGAACAAAGCAGAAACGUUUUCUAAGUCCUUCUGGCAAACCUAAAAACCCUGUUGAUGAAGCGAGAGAUCUCCUAACUCAAUUUAUCCUUGCUCAUGUACCUGUUCAAAAUUUCAGUUUUAAACAGAAGGCUGUAUACAUGGCACUCAUGGUCCGAAGGGUCAUUCUAGCAGAAUCGAACCGAAAUUUAAUUGAUGACAAAGAUUACUACGGUAACAAAAGGUUGGAACUUGCAGGCUCACUUUUGUCACUAAUGUUCGAAGAUGCUUUCAAACGAUUCAACGCUGAGUUAAAAACCAUCGCUGAUAAGAAUAUACCAAAAAUAAAAGCAGCCCAAUUUGAUAUCGUAAAGCACAUGAGACAAGAUUUGAUAACUAAUGCAUUAGUUUUUGCUAUUUUAACAGGCAAUUGGACUAUUAAACGGUUCAAAAUGGAAAGAUACGGAGUGACACAAGUUCUUUCUCGUCUUUCGUACAUUUCAGCACUUGGCAUGAUGACAAGAGUAAAUUCGCAGUUUGAAAAAUCUAGAAAGGUAUCCGGCCCGAGAUCUUUGCAGCCUUCACAAUGGGGCAUGCUCUGCCCCUCAGAUACUCCUGAAGGAGAAGCUUGUGGUUUAGUGAAAAAUUUAGCUUUGAUGACUCAUAUAACAACUGAGGUAGAAGAAGAACCGAUUAUCCAAAUUGCUCACAAUAUAGGUGUCGAAGGCAUUGGCCUGUUGAAUGGAGAAGAAAUUCAUUUGCCUCAUACUUAUGCAGUUAUAAUUAACGGAAAUAUUUUAGGUAUAACAGGAAACUACAGGCGCUUUAUUAAGAUAUUUCGGCUUUUAAGAAGGUGUGGUCGAAUCAAUGGUUUCGUUUCAAUCUAUCCGAAUCACAACCAUAAAACGGUUUACAUAAGUACAGAUGGGGGCAGAUUGUGUCGGCCUUAUAUCAUUGUAGAAAAUAUGCAGCCACUGGUCAAACAGGAACAUAUUGAUCAGUUGAAAGCUGGAAUAAGAAAUUUUCAAGAUUUUCUUAAUGAUGGACUGAUCGAAUAUUUGGAUGUGAAUGAAGAAAAUGACAGCAUGGUGGCCCUGAGCGAGAAUGAAAUCAAUAAAAACACAACCCAUUUGGAAAUAGCCGAUUUCACGUUGCUUGGUGUUUGUGCAGCCCUUGUCCCAUACCCUCAUCACAACCAGAGCCCGAGGAACACGUAUCAGUGCGCCAUGGGAAAACAAGCCAUCGGCACGAUUGGCUACAACCAGCAGAACAGGAUUGACACUCUCAUGUAUAACUUAGUCUAUCCACAAGCGCCCAUGGUGAAGAGUCACGCUCUCGAAUUGAUAAAUUUUGACAAACUGCCGGCCGGACAAAAUGCGAUCGUAGCUGUGAUGAGUUACUCAGGUUAUGACAUUGAAGACGCUUUAAUUUUAAACAAAGCCUCUAUCGAUCGAGGCUACGGGCGUUGUUUAGUGUAUCGUAACUCGAAAUGCACAUUGAAACAAUAUGCAAAUCAAACUUACGAUAGAAUAAUGCCUCCUUUAUUGGAUGCGGAAACGUUGUUACCACCUUACAGGCAUCAAGCCCUUGAUGGCGAUGGCAUUGCAGCCCCUGGGGAAAUCAUCAAAGAUAGACAAAUCUUAGUCAAUAAAACUAUGCCAGUUAUGAGUGGUUCAGGAACAACCAUAGGCACCCCGGGUCAACCUGCGGCAAAUAUUGAACAUAAAGAUGUUCCAGUGGCGUAUAAAGGCACCGUAGACAGUUGCGUAGAAAAAGUUAUGGUUUCUUCAAACAGUGAAGAAUCUUUUUUAAUCAAGCUUCUUUUGAGGCAAACAAGACGCCCAGAAAUCGGUGAUAAAUUCAGUAGCCGGCACGGUCAGAAAGGAGUCACAGGAUUGAUAGUGGAGCAGGAGGACAUGCCGUUUAAUGAUUAUGGGAUUUGCCCAGACAUGAUCAUGAAUCCUCAUGGUUUCCCAUCGAGAAUGACAGUCGGAAAACUGAUUGAGCUUUUAGCAGGCAAAUCUGGCGUGUUAGAGGGAAAAUUCAACUAUGGGACGGCUUUUGGUGGUGCAAAGGUUGAAGAUAUAACUGAAGAGUUGAAAAAACAUGGAUUUAAUUAUCAAGGAAAAGAUACUUUUUAUUCUGGUAUAACAGGGGAGCCGCUAGAAGCCUAUAUUUACUCAGGACCUGUUUACUAUCAAAAACUAAAACACAUGGUGCAAGAUAAAAUGCACGCAAGAAGCAGAGGACCCAGAGCUGUUUUGACGAGGCAGCCCACAGAAGGUAAAAGUCGAGAAGGUGGCCUCAGGGUUGGAGAAAUGGAAAGGGAUUGCCUGAUCAGUUAUGGCGCAAGUAUGAUGCUGAUCGAGAGAUUGAUGAUAUCGAGCGAUGCUUUUGAUGUCGAUGUUUGCAAUUUAUGUGGGAGGCUCGCUUAUUCUGGAUGGUGUCAUGGAUGUAGUAGCAGUGCUUCCGUUUCGACCAUCCGUAUCCCGUAUGCAUGCAAAUUGCUGUUCCAAGAACUUCAGUCGAUGAAUGUUGUACCCAGACUGACCCUUAAAAAUUAUUGUGACUGAAUUGUUUUAAAUACUUUGUGUGUGUGUGUUUAAUUAUGAGAUCGUGUAAAUAUCCUUGUUUUGCUAAUGAUCCUGAAAUAAAUGUUGGUUUUAUUUGUUUUGAUUA
Cimex lectularius (bed bug) is the source of this 3612-nucleotide messenger RNA. RefSeq names its product DNA-directed RNA polymerase III subunit RPC2 (gene RpIII128). The transcript has 22 exons. Gene Ontology annotation, cellular component: RNA polymerase III complex. Lineage: Eukaryota; Metazoa; Arthropoda; Insecta; Hemiptera; Cimicidae. The record is from RefSeq and is a predicted model, not a curated record. Gene Ontology annotation, biological process: DNA-templated transcription. The coding region runs from base 90 to 3506 and encodes 1138 amino acids. Gene Ontology annotation, molecular function: DNA binding; DNA-directed RNA polymerase activity; ribonucleoside binding.